Paramuricea clavata is the source of this 819-nucleotide messenger RNA. NCBI's taxonomy places the organism in Eukaryota, Metazoa, Cnidaria, Anthozoa, Malacalcyonacea, Plexauridae. The record is from the annotation of a GenBank genome assembly.
AUGUCGAAGCAACAAGCUCCCAAGCGCAGUACGCGAAAUAUCUCUAUUUCUGCCCAAAAUACACCAAUGAAAACGGAAGAAACGAAAAUAACAAAGAACGUAAAAACACCAAAGACAACAGUAAUGAAGGAAAACGGCGAAGACACGAAAUUGGAUGAAAUUUACGACAUGAUUAAGUCAAUGAUGAUGAAAUUGGAAGCCUUAGACAAGAUUGAAGAACGCAUGAAAACCGUUGAGAAUAAUGUGAUAGAAGUUAAAAAAUCAAUCGAAUUUGCGCACGCAGAAAUCAUUGAUUUAAAAGAUGAAACUCGUGAAAAUAAGAAAUGGCUGAAUGAAGCCCAAGCAAGAAUAGACAAUCUCGAGGAGACGAACCGGAAACUUCGAGACAGUGUAAUUGAUCUCAAAGCCAGAUCUAUGCGGGAUAACUUAUUAUUCUUUAAUAUACCAGAGGAAGAAAAUGAGGACACUACACAGAUGAUACACAAAUUAUUGGAAGAAAAAUUAGAAAUUCAAGACGCGACUCAUAGCAUCAAGAUUGAUCGAUCGCAUAGACUUGGCAAGCAACACCACAACCAACGCGGUAAGCCGAGACCUAUUGUCGCGAAAUUCAAUUUUUUUCAAGACCGUGAAAUGAUAAGGAAAAACGCGAAGAAAUUGAGAGGAACCAAAAUUGGGAUCUCUGAACAAUUUCCCGAAGAGAUUGAAGAAACCAGAAGAAAGUUGCAUCCAGAAAUGAGGAAAGCAAAAUUAGCUAAGAAGAGAGUGCGCCUGGUGCGCGACAGGCUGUUUAUCGAUGGUGUUGAAUUCAAGCAAAAUUAG